Messenger RNA from Prunus armeniaca (apricot), 420 nucleotides. The record is from the annotation of a GenBank genome assembly. NCBI's taxonomy places the organism in Eukaryota, Viridiplantae, Streptophyta, Magnoliopsida, Rosales, Rosaceae.
AUGUCUAUAGUUUUGGCAUGGAUGCUUUACACAGAAGGCUGGUCCAUUGAAGGUAACUCGGGAGAUAGGUUGAGCAUGCCAGUUACAGUGAAAGGGAUCUCAAUGAACUUGAAGUCGCAUAACCCGGGAGAUAGGCCGAGUAUGCCAGUUACAGUUCUAAGGCUAAGUGGUGAAGGGUCAUUGCCUCAAGCUCAAAAACCUUGUUCUUAUAGUGAAAGGGAUCUCAAGGAAUUCGAAGUUGGUCCUUCUUUUAAAGCAUUUUCAACAAAAGAAGGCAAGUGCUUCAUAUUUGGGGCAAAGACUCAUGAAGUUCCCAAAUUGUGUGAGGAAGGAUCUCCUAAAAUGCCACUGCAAUGUGCAUGUGUUAAAAGUUUCAACAUAUCCAAAGUAGAUAUUGAAAAGAUAGCAAUUUCACAGUAA